Schistosoma guineensis is the source of this 3588-nucleotide messenger RNA. Lineage: Eukaryota; Metazoa; Platyhelminthes; Trematoda; Strigeidida; Schistosomatidae. The record is from the annotation of a GenBank genome assembly.
AUUUUAACUCCACUCUUUUAAAUACAAUCAAUUAAUGUUGGUUACUAUCUUAUUCAUAUUUUGUAUUUCCUACACUUCUGAUGCAUUUAAAAUGACAAAAGUUGAAGAAAAUAACUGUGGGAUGCGAAACCUUACUUGGGAAUGUGAAUUUUGUCUAUCAGGAUGUAGUUUAGCACGCUAUUUUGUGAAUGAUUUCUAUUGGCGUGAUAUAUACAUGUUGGGUGCUGAAAAACUGUGUGCAUUCAUCUCUUCUGAAAAAAUAAAAAAAAUUUGUGACAAAUACACCUCGAAGUACUUACCAGAGAUUUUGGAUGCAAUAGGAUCAGUAUUCGUACCUGAAGAAAUUUGUUUGGUAAUGAUAUUUCUUGAGACUUUUAUACGUUUAUUAUCUUAGCCCUAAAAACAUUCAAACUGAAUAUUUAUGCUAAUAAAUUGCCCAAUAGUUCAUAUCACGCAACUAUAAGGUAUUAUUCAUAAACAUAAAAAAAAUCUAUGUGUUACUUGUAUGCUAUCAGUUAUAUUUCCAAAGUAUCACUCGUAUAAUGUGGAACAUCCACACAAGUAAUUCUCUAUUAAUACGUGGUUUAUUGAUUAAAGACAGUACACUGGUUUAUGAGGCUGUAAAGUUUGAUUAAUUAGGAUGAGUGUUGAUUGUGCUACGGAUGCCUAGACGCCUAUCUACACUAGAUAUUGUGACAGUAUACAGUAAUAGUAUAGAUAGUAACAGUAAUAAACACUAAAUAACUUGAUCUCAAUCUAUUCACGAUCUAAAAGAAAUAACGAACGUCUGUAUGAUAAAUUUAGUCUUAUUUUGAAGUUUCAGUUGGCUCAUAUUAAAAAUCAAAUUUUCAUGUAACCUUAUUCGAGUAGAAACAUGUUUCGAAAUGUAGAAAGCUAUGACUUGUUAGCACUUUGAAAGAAUAUGUAGUUAAUAUUUUAGUUGGGAUGUGACCUUGCUUUUUUCUUUCUUCUCUACUCUAUGAACGAUAUUUGAUUCAGUGUAAAUAUCGAUUACACUGUCAACGCUGUAUACUUGAGAGAUAAUAAAUGGAGACAUGUUGAAAUCGUUUUGAAUAUAUUCUACUCUAUUUAAAUGGGGAUAUCUUUAUUGAAUAUGCUUUGUCCCCAAAUCCAAUCUUUAUUUCGUGUAUAUAAUUAGGGUAAUUUUCGUUCAGUCAACUUCAAGUAUUUCGUUGUACUAAAUUAUUCAUAAUGAAGUGUCAUCAUCAACCUCCAGUGUAUUUCAGCUGUAAUUAGUUAUUUGAUUCGUAGUCCAUUUUAUUGUUUGAUUAUUUAAUUAUGAUUUUAUAUUUAGUGAUAAUUAUUUAGUUGAUAAAAAUUUGUAAUUAAUAAUCAUUCAAUUGGUAUGCAACCGAAUUAAAUUGAUCUCGUCCAGUAGAUCUUCUUGACAAGAUUGGUCUUUUGAAGAAGUAGUGAUUGGAAAAGAUAAUGGAGCUGUUACCCAUAGUACCAUAAUUAUCGUUGAAAUUGUAGCAGGAUAUCUUGCAUUACACAUUUAUUCAAUUUUGGUGGAGUUCUGUUUUCUGAGCUGGAUAAUUUGAUCGUGUUGCUUUCGUCGUUAUUCCGAACGACAUCAUCAGCACAAACGUCUGCUUGAAGUUUUUUCUAUACUCCAUCAAAAUCAUCCACCUGAGCUACAAAUCUCCACCAUAUCACAUUUAACCACAAAAAAUCAAUUAACAUAUUUGUUAAUCUUUUGUUUCCAAAAUUCAUAUCUAAUUGCAACCAGUAUAGACAUGAGUUAAAUAUCACAUAAUUUUAUAAGAUAAAGUUUUGUUAAACAAUCUACUGAGCUAAUAUUAACAAUUAUGUUUUACAAGUACCUGAAUUCAUUUAAGGUUCUCUGAUAUGAUCAUUCUCAAUAAUUUCUUAAAUGACAUAAGGUUGAAUUUGUUGCGGUACAGCUAAUGAUUUGCUUUGUAAAUAGGUAAAACAGAUAAAUGGUCAUUAACAGAAUGAAGAUUUGGGAAGAUUGUAGUAAUUUUGAUAGUUGAAUACAUGAUUCAUUGUAAUCUAAACCAUCAUCGAAAUCUUGAAAACACUGGAUGGCCAUUUUGUCCUAGUAUUAAACUCAUGAAUUUAAUUUUUAAAAAAUAAGUGAUUUUUAGUACUUGAAUUUCGUUGAGAACGUGUAUUAUGAAAGUCGAACUCAGAUGACUCAUAAUGAAGAAGUCCAGAAUUGUACGUAAAUGUACAUAUAAUACAGUAUGAAAAUAAAUAUCAGUGAAACAUUUAAAUAAUAAAAUUAGUCAAAUCAUUAUUACAAGUACACAAACUCGAGUUGAUUUGUGAUGUAUGCUACUUAUGUCUACAGAUAUAAAUAGUAUGUAACACCUAUCGGAACUCGAAUGCCUGUCAAAAGGAGGCUGGAAAGAUUGAAGUGAAGAAAACAGAGACGGAAACACAAGGGAAUUGAGAAUUGAAAGAAUCAUGAAGGAUGUAGAGAACAGUUGAUGGAAGAUAUACAAAUGAAAUAUUUAAUGUAUGGUUUUUAGAUUUUUCGAAAGAACUUUAUAAUAUUGUGAUAAACAAUAAAUUGUUAUUUUCCACUUGAGUUAUCGUUCACUUUAGAUACAACAGAACUAAUGAUUAUAAAAAUUCAUCGAUGAAAGUCUAGGUAAAUUAUCAGGUUAUACCGUUAUCUCGGUAACAUCCAAUAAUUUAUUUCCAAACCCUUUUAUUGAUAACUUAUCAUUUCACAAAUCUGUUGAUUGAAUUUUAAUUUAAAGAAAUGAAGAUUUUUAAAAAAAUUGAUCAUGGCGCUAUUAUAGAUUGAUUAGUUGGAAAACAAUAUUAUCUAAUAAAAUGAAAAUGUUUUACCACAGAUAAUGAAUAAUUCAUGUAAUUUACAAUUUACAUUUGUAGGACUUCAAUAUAUGCAAUUUUACUGAGAUUAAGAUGUUUACUAUCCAAAAAAGUAAGCGUUUAUAUUAAUUUUUUUUUAAAUAAAUCGAUAGUUUUUGCACAAGAUAUUAAUGAACAUUCGAUAUUCCAUUAUCGUAUAUAUCGAGGAUAGUUUUGGCCAAAGUAAUUCAGUGUAUGCGCCUGUGAUUGUAUUAUUGAAUAAUUUCAAGAUUUUCAGUAUUAAAGGGCAAUUCGAUUUUACUGAUGAUUGUCAGUCAACAGGACUGUAACGUUUCAUAAUACAUUUAUAAAAGUAAUUUGUUUGUAAACUGUAAUAAUUUCCGUGUAUGCAACAUAAAACAUGAAAUCCUACAGAACAGUUUCAUACACAUAGUUCCCUUUAUCAUUUUGAAAAGAGCAAGAACAAAGAUUCUAGCAGAAUAGCAUGAAUUCAUUUUAUUUCGUAGGUUCUCAUCAGCUGCUUACAACCUGUGAUAUUUAAAAAUCAUAAUUACAUAAUGGGUUUAAAUUGCUUACUGAAUAUUGUAAAUAUGUACCUAAUGUGAAAGAAUAUUCUACACCACUAAUUGUGACAACAGUUCAAAAGGGGGUUAGAAACAAUUGAUUACAUAAUGAGUAAACAUUGAUAGGAAUACAGUGAGUAGAGUUCAGUUGAAAGAUUAUUAAUUUGAAAGAUAGUUGAAAAAAUAAAAUCAACGAUGU